AGUUGUAACACCACUAAUCUUAAAGACCGCAACCAUGUCCAUGUCCAUGUCCAUGUCCAUGUCCAUUACCCCCAACCUUAAAGUCUCUCCUUCCCCUUCUUUGCAUCACCCUUCCUCAUUCCCAUCACUAUUAUCUUGCAAAGCACCCAUCUUUGGCUCCAACCCUUCGGUCCUCACCCGAAGACUUUUCAUUCCUUCGGUUUCCGGCAUGUGGGAUGCCUUAACCGGCGGCAAUAACAAUGCCCGUGAAGCCGUACUUGCAAUUCGACGUGGGAUGUCUCUCUUCAGACAGGGUGACGUGUCGGGGUCUCUUGUGGAGUUCGACAAGGCAAUUCAAUUGGACCCUCGUCAAAAUGCGUAUCUUUGGCAAAGGGGCCUCUCACUUUACUACCUUAAUAGAUUUGAAGAAGGAGCUGAGCAGUUUCGGUUAGAUGUUGCGCAAAAUCCAAAUGAUACAGAAGAGUCCAUAUGGUGCUUUCUGUGUGAAGCUCAACUAUAUGGAGUGGAUGAAGCAAGGAAACGAUAUCUUGAGGUUGGCAAAGAUCCAAGGCCAGUCAUGCGUGAAGCAUAUAACAUGUUUAGAGAUGGUGGGGAUCCUGAAAAGCUUGUGGCUUCAUUCUCCAACAGCAGAGAAAACGACUAUUUUUAUGCUUCACUAUAUGCUGGGCUUUAUUACGAAUCUCAGAAUGAAACAGAUGCUGCUAAAGUUCAUAUAGUUGCUGCGUGCCAGUCUUCUUAUGGGCAGAGAUCUGAUGAUUAUAUGGCUUCUCUUUCCAAGGUUCACUGUCUUUGUCGAAAUUGGGUCUUCAACUAAAAUAUUUUGCAGUGUGUUCAUUAUUGAGCAUGAUGAAACCGAUUCAUAAGUUGUUUUAUACACUAUUCACAGUACCUUGUGAGUUACUGUGCUACUGAGUUGCAGUGUGUUCAUUAUUGAGCAUGAUGAAUUUGUUGUCUAAAUAUCCCCCCAAGCCGUUAUACCAAUCUUAAUGGCUUAAUAUUAGUAGAUAUAG
Messenger RNA from Gastrolobium bilobum, 1010 nucleotides. RefSeq lists its product as uncharacterized. Bases 35 to 814 code for a protein of 259 amino acids. Gene Ontology annotation, molecular function: protein binding. The record is from RefSeq and is a predicted model, not a curated record. The transcript is spliced from 8 exons. Gene Ontology annotation, cellular component: chloroplast. NCBI's taxonomy places the organism in Eukaryota, Viridiplantae, Streptophyta, Magnoliopsida, Fabales, Fabaceae.